ACGCCGAGGUCGCGCCGUGCGUGGGGCCACGCCCCAACCCGGAAGUGAGCGAGCGGGCGAGCAAGCUGGGCUCCGUGCGCGCGCCUGUCCGGGGCAGGAGGCGGCCCUCGGCGGGGGCAGCGGCGGCGCGGAGCGAGGGGGCCGCCGCCCUCACCUCCGGCGCCUCGACGGGCCCUCAAGGCUCCCCCGCCCCAGGUGAGCCCGGAACUGGCGAGGCCCCUCAGGUGGGCCGGGGGCGGGGCCUCUUGGGAGGGGGGCGCCUUCGCUGCCCGGGGGCAGGAGCUGUUAUUUUGUGGGGGGGGGGGGGGGGGGAAUAAGCUGGGGAGGGCCUUGUGGGCGGGGCCUUCUGCAUUAGGUGGGUGGAGCCUUCGCCUUUGGUGGGCGGGGCCUUCUCUGCUAUUGGAGGUUUGUUUUGGGCGGGGCUUCUGGUUUCAAUGGGUGGGGCUUAUUGGGGAGGAAUUUGUGGGGGGUCUUUGGUCAGCGGGGCUUUGCUGUUGGAAGCUUGUGGGCGGAGCCUUCUUGCAUGGGUGGGCGUGGUUUUGUCGGCUAGCUGGGAGGGGCUUGUUGUGGGUGGGGCAUUCUGGUUGGAGUGGGCGGGGCUUGUCUGUUAUUGGAGAGGGUCACGUUGCAGGGGCUUUGAAGGAGGAGGAGGAGGUGGUCAGUGGGGAAGCUUACUUGGCUCCUGUUAUGGGGAAGGGGCUUUGCCUGGCGUGGCAAAAGUGCUUCUCAGAUAACAAGGGACUUUGAUUUGUGGGGAAGGGGCUUGCUUACUUUUCAACAAGAAAAAAGACAGUUUACACUUCCUUUUUGAUCUUGCCACCCAGGAAGGCCAGGGCUGCUUGGUCUCUUUUGCUGCUGCUCGCAGCUUGGCUCACUUACUUGAGAUAACAUCCCCAUUCCUUGUAGAUUAGUGCCUGUCUCCUCUCGCGCGGGUGGCACUGUAGGUUAAACCACAGAGCCUAGGGCUUGCCGAUCAGAAGGUGGGCGGUUCGAAUCCCUGCGACGGGGUGAGCUCCCGUUGCUCAGUCCCUGCUCCUGCCAACCUAGCAGUUUGAAAGCACAACAAAGUGCAAGUAGAUAAAUAGGUACCACUCCGGCGGGAAGGUAAACGGCGUUUCUGUGCGCUGCUCUGGUUUGCCAGAAGAGGCUUAGUCAUGCUGGCCACAUGACCCGGAAGCUGUACGCCGGCUCCCUCGGCCAGUAAAGCGAGAUGAGCACCCUUUACCUUACCUCUCGUGCAGAUGCUCUUCUGGUCUGCACCUUGCCUGCUAGAUCCUCGUGGCUUCCCUGAAUCACUUCCUCAUUGUUCUCCCUCUUCCUUCUUUCCACCCUGGCCUCUUCCUUCUUCUCCUCAGGUACAAGCCCCACAUUAAGAUGGAGCCCACGGCCUCAGCCGUCUUCUGCAGCCGGGUCCUUGGCAUGGUCAACUCGGAGGAUGUGAACGCCAUCAUCCUGGCUCAAAAGAACAUGUGAGUGGCCUCCGUUUUUAUUUUGCAGUACUGGACUUUCCCACCUUGGUACUGUUUCUUUCUCUUCAUAGAAUCAUGGGAUUGUAGAGUUGGAAGGGGCCCCCAAGGGUCUUCUAAUCUAACCCCUUGCAAUGCAGGGAUCACAGCUAAAGAAACCUGGACAGGAACCUCUGUUUGAAAACCUCCAAGGAAGGAGUGUUCACCACCAACAAGGGAGUUUAUUCCUCACCCUCUUGAGCAGUAGAAUAAAAUCUUGCUCCAUCUUCCAUGUGACAACCCUUCAGAUAUUGGAAGGUGGCUUCUGUAUCUCCUCUCAGUUUCCUCUUUUCCAGGCUAAACAUUCCCAAUUUCUUUCACUUCAUUCACCUUCUUUCUCCCUUUCCAAGCUAAAAACAUGGUGGGCAGGAUGCUCUCCUUCAAAAUUCCUGCUCCAUGUCUCCAUCUUCUUUCCCUACUCUUCCAUGGUUCUCAGCAUUCACUGGAGAGGAGCACUGAACUUUGGAAGUCACUCCCGCAGGAGGCAGUGGUGGCCACUGGAAGGCACCACGGAGGACCUUAAGCUCCAUAAAUAGCAACACCCUAGAGGUCCCGGGCCCUAAGGAAGUCAGAUUAGCCUCAACCGGAGCCAGGGCCUUUUCAGCACUGGCUCUGGUCUGGUGGAAUGCUCUGUCUCAUGAGACCAGGGCCCUGCAGGAUCUGAUUUCUUUCCGCAGGGCCUGUAAGACAGAGUUGUUCCACCUGGCCUUUGGAUUGGAAUCAACUUGAUCCCCUUCCCUUCUUUCUUUUUUUCUUUCUUCUUCUGUGAUGGAACUCCUGCUUGGGGACUUCCCUGGCUUUUUUCUGGCCCGCUUAGGACGUCUGGAUAGUUGGCUUUAGUGAAGAUUUGACAUUUUCAUCCCCAAAAAAGUUUUUGAUUUGAGUUUCUACUGAAAUGACGCUGCAUUUUAAUGUUGUAUUUUACUCUUGUUUUUAAGUUGUAUUUUAAUCAAUUGCUUUUAUACCUGGUGUUAGCUGCCCUGAGCCCAGUCUUGGCUGGGGAGGGCGGGGUAUAAAUAAAAUUUACUAUUAUUAUUAUUAUUAUUAUUAAGAGGACUGGUACAAACUGAAGGAGAAUAAGGCCACCAGUGACUACCAGUCACGCUGGCUGUGCUCUCCCUCCAACGUCAGAGACAGCAAAUGCCCCUGGACUGCAUUUACUGGCAAUUGUCAGUGGGGAGAGUUGCUGUUGCCCUCGGGUCCUGGUUGCAGGCUUCCCGUUUGGGACAUCUGUUGGCCACUGGGCUGGGCUCAGGGGCCCCCUUUUGGCCUGGCUCCCCUCACAUUCUUCAUGCUUUUUAUUAUUAUGUUUUUCCAUUAAUAUUAUUAUUGAAAGAAUUAGCAAAUAUAAUAAAAUAAAAUAGAAAUAAAUUACAAUUAUAAAGAUACAAAGGAAAAAAGGGGGAAGCGAGGGGGGAAACAAAGAUUUAUUUAAUAAAGAAAAAAAAUGCAGAGUAAUGUACUCCCAUACAUAAAUUGAUAUAGUGUUGUCAUCCUAAUACCUAUACAGUGGUACCUUGGGUUACAUACGCUUCAGGUUACACACGCUUCAGGUUACAGACUCCACUAACCCAGAAAUAGUACCUCGGGUUAAGAACUUUGCUUCAGGAUGAGAACAGAAAUUGUUCUCCAGCGGCGCGGCAGCAGCAGGAGGCCCCAUUAGCUAAAGUGGUGCUUCAGGUUAAGAACAGUUUCAGGUUAAGAACGGACCUCCGGAACAAAUUAAGUACUUAACCUGAGGUACCACUGUAUAGAUGUUAAUAGCCUGCUACGUUCUGUACAAACUCAUUCCAAGUGUUGUCAUAUUGUCAAUCCAUUGAUUAAAGGUUAUCAUAUCUUUAUUCUUCCAGUUCAUCAGCAUCAGUCUCUUGAGCACCAUUAGGGUGUGUAGAAUCCCAUUUCCAUACAAUAGGUACAUAAUUCAAAAGAAUAUUCUCUGCUGUAAGAUUUAACUUUUUCUGCAGUCAGUUAUACGAUCCAGCACUUUCUUCCAAAACUUGGUAAGUCUAGAACACUGCACAUUCUUCAUGCUUGCUUGCAGCUCCCAAAGCAUUCCUUAAUCCUGGUAAUCUUAAACCUGCCUCUUGAGCCAACCCAAGCCAACAGCUUGUCUUUGUUGCCCAGGCUGGACCGAUUUGAGAAAACCAACGAGAUGCUGCUCAACUUCAAUAACCUGUCUGGCGUCCGCAUGCAACAGAUGAGUGAGCAGUUCCUGCACCACACCCGGACCUUAGUGGAGAUGAAGAAAGAUCUGGACAGCAUCUUCCGGAGAAUCAGGUGAGGCUGGCUGGCCACUAGGGCAUUCUUCCCAUCUUGUCCACGGGGCAAGUAGUGCUGUUGUAUAGAAUCUGCGGCCUUCCAGAUCUUACCAAACUACAACUCCCAUCAUUCCUUGCUAUUGGCUACAGCACCAAGGGGUGAUUGGAGGUGUGGCUCAGUGACACCUUCAGGUUUACAGGUUAGCCACCCUUGGUGUCAGUCUGUAAGAUGUGGGAGAUCAAGGUUCAGAUCCUGCCUCGGCCACAAGGCUCACUGGGCAGCCUGUUUAUCAGCCGAGCCCCCCUCACAGGCUUUUGGGGGGAUAAAACAGAGAGGGGGAAGGUCUGGAAAUUAUUCUGACACACACCCUUGUAUUUUCGGCUGCACAUUUUUUAUUCUACUUUUGUGGCAUUAAUGGUAUGCUUUAGUUCAAAGAACCAUAGAAUUGUGGAGUUGGAAGGUACCCAAUCAUCCAGUCCAACCCCAAACAAUAGAGGAAUCCUAGCUAAAUAAUACCUGACAGAUUACCAUGUUUGUGUCUCAUUCAGGACGCUGAAAGGGAAGCUCGCGAAACAGUAUCCAGAGGCAUUUAGUAGUGAGUAUUAUUAUUAUUAUCAUUAUAUUUAUAUCCUACCUUUUUUCCAGAGUUAGACAAGGCAGCUUACACCAGUGACACAAAUGCAGGAGGUUAAAAAAGCAUAGAAAAUAAACUAUAAACACUAUAGAAACAGACCUUUUAAAAUACAUAUUGUAAAAGUAGCACAGCACUUUUAAAAAGCCAUUUCCUUUAAAAAAAACAAAAAACCCCAACCAGUAAUAUUUACUAGGAAAUACUGUGCAUUUCGCUCUCCAGGCUGUGUGAAUGAGCAGUAAAACAUCAAAUGCAAUGCUGUGUAAACAAGUGUAAGGUAGGCGUAUAGAAUCAUAGAAUUAUAGGGUUGGAAGGGACCCCUAGGGUUGUGUAGUCCAAUGCAGGAAUCUCAGCUAAAGCAUCCCAACAAAUGGCCACCCAGCCUCAAACCUCCAAGGAAGGAGAGUCCACGACCUGCCGAGGGAGACCCUUCCACUGUCAAACAGCUCUUACUAUCAGAAAGUUCUUCCUGAUGUUUAGUCAGAAUCUCCUUUGUUGUAACUUGAAGCCAUGGGUUCGAGUCCUACCCUCCAGAGCAGGAGAAAACAAGCUUCCUCCAUCUUCCAUGUGACCACUGUCAGAUGCUGGUGUGGUUGCUCGAGAGCAAACAGGCAAGACUCUGACCUGUCUUUUCCAGGCUUUGUUCUUAGUGCAAACUAUUUACAGUGAAGAGCGUCGUAAGUUCAGAUCUGGCUCAAUCGCUAGCAGAAUCUGGGAGUGGUUGGUCUUUGUACCCCCCCCCCCAGCAUAACAGUCGCGUGACCCCCAACCUUCUCCCCUCCCUGCACCGAAACCUACUGCGCAGCAUGGGUGCUGGCAAAGGGGUACUUCCCUUCUCUCCAGUUUGCUCAGGCUCUCCCUAGCAUCCCCUGGUCCCUGCACCACCUCUCCACUGGAGGUGGGGGUUUCCUCCUCGCCGGAGGAGGAACUGCUUCGCAAGAUUUUCGGAGGUUCCCUAUAACACACGGGUGUCAAACACAAGGUCUGUGGGCCAAAUCCGGCCCGCCAGACCUCGUCAUGUGGCCCGUGUAGCCGGCGGCGGCCGCCAGCCUUCACCUUUUAUUCUCGCUUUUUUUUUUUACACAAGAAAGCCGCCUCUUCAGCGCAUGCGCGGCAGCCUACAAGCCAGAGAACGUCUGCCCUCUAGCGGCGCUGGCCGUUCUACACAGGAAACCUCCACUUUACAUGCAUUCAGGAAACCUCCACUUGUUUUUAUAUUGAGCGCAUGCCAUCCUGUGAUGUGACAGAUCCAACGGCUGCCUGAACCCUUCUCUCCUGUACUGUAAGUCCUACAGAUGCAACCGACCCUUUGAGGGUGACCAAACUGCUGAUGCGGCCCCCGAUGAAUUUGAGUUUGACACCCCUGCUAUAACACAACUGCCCUUCCACCUCUCACCUCUGAGUUGAUGGCAGUUCCCUGACAACCGCCCUUAAGAUAUUUGAAGAUGGCUAUCAUAUCUCUUCUCAGUCUCCACUCUUCCAGGCUAAACGUACCUACCUCCUUCAACCGUUCCUCCUAAGGCUUGCUUUCCAGACCCUUGAUCAUCUUGGUCGCCCUCCUCUGCACAUCUUCCAGCUUGUCAAUAUCCUUGUUAAAUUGUGGUGCCCAGAACUGGACUUUUAUUGUCUUUAAAACUCUUGUAAGCCUCUCCUAAAAGUUCACUUUGCACAUGUUUCAAAACCCCAAGUCCAGCAACGAUUAUUUUCCUGUGCACUCAAAACCCUUUUCACCUGCAUUAACUGUAAUAGUCUUCGCAAUGGUCCCAUAGGCUAGACCACCUUUCUGCCUUCCACAUAACACGCCUAAUGCUUCGUUCCGUUGGCAAAGGCGGCGUGCGCUUUCUAGCCCCCCUCUCUUACCUGUCCCAUCUGUCGGUCUGCCUCAUUACCGUUCUGAUCCCCAGAUAUCCACGAAUCUCCCAUCCUGGAAGACGACGACUUCGACCCGAUCCCCAAAAGCACCGCCACCACCAUUGCUACCUCGGAGCAGAGCACGGAGUCCUGUGACACUAGCCCGGACAUCAUCUCCCCUGCCACCAGCCACGACUUUGAGGACCUUUCCCAGGGGCCGUACGACUCGCCGGCGGUGAAUGGGCAGAGCAUCACAGACGACGACAACGAGACGGACUAGUCUCUACAGUGAAGCUCUCGCGUGGGGCAAACUGGUGUGCCGUCUUGACCCCUGCUUGCUUCUGGACUUGCAAACUGGCGACCCCCUUAUUUUUUAAAAAACAAAACACCAACCAACCUGUAUUUUCUGUGUUGUCUUGGCCAGCUGUUUCUUUGCGUCGGGGAGAGAGGGGCGAGCCUGGGCAAAAGUGGCUUUUCUUGCAUGAACCGCCGUCUUCCCCCGCGGUGCUGAUCUGUGAUUUUUAUGCCAAAUAUGCAAAACGGUGAGCAGCUAGUUCACAUUUUUUUGGGAGGGGGGGAACACACUGCAGCGGGGGGGGGGGUGUCUGCCCAAUUGCACAAUUGGGUGUGUUCACUGAGGGCUACCUCCAGCCUCCCAGCCAACAGUAUAACCAUGCUUAAGACACACAUGAACUCGCAUGCGCUCAAGGGAUUAUUCUCUAACAGGGAUGCUAUCAGCCCCACAUGUGCAGCUUUUGGGGAAGUGGCCAGCUAUGUGUCCCUGCAACGGCUGCCAGCUGGUUCAUUUGCUACCCUGUAAACAGAAUAACAUGCAAGAAGCACUCGGCUCUAUCCAAACUUGUUCGGAGAACUGCUUGAAAUGAAUCAACAUGAACGUGGGGCCAUGAAUUUCAAGGGGUCUGCCCCAAGAGGAGCUUUCUUCAAUGCAGCCCUGUGCACUGGCUAUAUACCCUGAAUCCACACAAGGACAUUUUUUACAGUGGUGGUGGUCGUGUUCCUAGUGAGAAGAAACGAUUUGGGGUUCAUCCCCGAUUCCAUUUUGCUGGGCACGAGUGUCGAUAGCGGAGCUCAGUUCGUCCACCACUCGGGGCGCUCCUCGUUCCUUGAGCCGUGUUUUCCUGCACGCACUCUGUUCAUGCAUGGGCCUGUGGUGUUAGCUGCAUUGUGCCCUGUUCCAAAGAAGUGCAGAUCUGCUCCCCUCUCCUGGUUCUCUUGCUGACUCAGUGAGGGUUGGAGCACACAGCAGCCUCCCAUCGCGGCUUCCUCUUAACUCCCCUUUAAAAGUAUGUCCUGCGCUACUUUUUCCAUUACCCAAUGAUGCACCUUAUAUCUGACAUAAGAGAGUGUAUGUGCUUGCCUUGUUAGUGGCAAAGAAGAGCUGGAAAUUUUUUUGCGCCUGGCAACCAACGCACCCCUUGGGUUUCAGAUUUAUAACUGCUAUGGUAGCUCAUUGGCCAGAAGUAAUGUCUUUAGCAUUAACUCUAGAAGUGUAGACUCGAUUCUGACUCCUGUAGACUCCUGGAGCAAAAUAUACAUCAGGACUCUUAGUUUGGUCAGAAUUGAGUGUACACUUCCAGAGUUGACUCUGAUUACAUUUCUUCUGGUAAAUGAGUCACCAGAGCUGCUAGAGGGUAUGGAAAUUUGCGUCCAGGGGUUUUCAGACUUAUCUACCCAUGUUCCAUCCGGAGCCCAAGGGGUGCGUUGGUUGCCAGGUACAAAAUAUAUUGGCAUUAGUUUCAGCUCUCCUAGCCCACUAUGUGCUGCCCAUCUUAAGCAGAGGUUGCCCACUGCUUCCACCCUCUUCUUAACAUCUGUUAUAAUCAUCCUGUUAGGUACUUUUUCCUAGAGGUAUCCAGUGUAAAUGGUUAACGCCAGCACAACAGCUUUUACCUGUCCAGCGAAACUUCCCCACCUCCUCUAAUUGCCUGCCUGCCCCCCAAAUUGAGUGAGUUGAGGGGAAUCCCAAAAACAAAUUUAGAAGAGGGCAGAAAAGUUAAAAGCUGUUGAGCUACCCUAAGUGUUCAGUUGCAUCCCAGUACCGGGUUGUGCUCAACAUUCGACCUACUUAGCACUGGCCCACUGAAAUCAGUAGUCACAUCCAUUGAUUUCAGUGGGUCUACUCUUGAGUAGAAUUUUGUUGGGUUUAACCCUGAUCCCUGUCCCCCCACCUUCCAUGAUACCUUCAGUUACCGUUUUACUGACAAGUGUCUGUGUCUCUGGUGUGAAGUUUUUAAGCGCCCAUCCCACACAACGGUCUGUAUUAUGGUUCCCUUCGCCGGAACUCGGGUAAUGGCUAGAUUUGUUGAGUAAAGGUUGGGGCAAGCUGCUUCCUUUCUCCACCGUAAAUAAUAAAAAAAACUCCUGAAAUGCAUUGUAAUUCAAAGAAUAAUAUUUUUGUACUGCUACAAGUUUACAGAGAUUAAUGAGGUAAUAACCAAUAAAAGAGUUGCAUUAAUUGAUAGA
Podarcis lilfordi (Lilford's wall lizard) is the source of this 8730-nucleotide messenger RNA. Lineage: Eukaryota; Metazoa; Chordata; Lepidosauria; Squamata; Lacertidae. The record is from the annotation of a GenBank genome assembly.